Panthera uncia (snow leopard) is the source of this 2146-nucleotide messenger RNA. It is a transcript of the gene SYTL1, whose product is annotated as synaptotagmin like 1. Bases 263 to 2146 code for a protein of 627 amino acids. NCBI's taxonomy places the organism in Eukaryota, Metazoa, Chordata, Mammalia, Carnivora, Felidae. The record is from RefSeq and is a predicted model, not a curated record. Gene Ontology annotation, cellular component: exocytic vesicle; plasma membrane. The transcript has 14 exons. Gene Ontology annotation, biological process: exocytosis; intracellular protein transport. Gene Ontology annotation, molecular function: small GTPase binding; neurexin family protein binding.
CCUGCUGAGAAGGUGAGAAGGUGUUUCCUCCUCCUCCUCCUGGGGCAGCUGCUCUGGGCUGCUGAUUGAGUCAGCCUUAGUCCCUCACUGCACGUCUCCUGAAGUUCAGCCCUGAAACUCGGCUGCCAGGGGAGCUGAAGUCAUCCUACGAAGGUGUCUGAGCCAUACUGGACCCCUCCAGGUAACAUACCUCAGGACCAGGGUUCCCUGCCAGUGUCCAACGGGGAGCCACGUGUGCCCAGCUGGGGCACUGCCCCAGCUGAUGCCCCACAGGGGUCCCCCAUCUCAAGAGGGACUCUGGACCCUGCCCUGCCUCCUCAUGGCGCAUGAGCCAGAGCCUGAGACUGAUGGACUGUUAGACCUCAGCUUCCUGACAGAAGAGGAGCAGGAGGCCAUUGCCGACGUCCUGAAGCGAGAUGCCCACCUUCGCCAGUUGGAGGAGGGCCGGGUCAGCAAGCUCCGGGCCUCGCUGGCAGACCCCGGACAGCUGAAGAUCCUGACGGGAGACUGGUUCCAGGAAGCGCGCUCACAACGGCACCACCAUGCGCACCUUGGCUCUGACCUUGUCCGAGCCUCUAUCCGCAGAAAGAAGAGCUCCAGGGGUGAGAGGAGAUCCCUAGGGUCGGGCUGGCUGCACACAGCCCAGGGCACUGGGUAUACAUGGACAGGAAGAGAGGGACCCUGGUACUGUGUGUCUUUGGGUGGGCACCACCCCUCCCAGGAGCAGGAGGUAAGUGAGCAUCUUCAAAGGCCAGACUUCCUGAGACUGAGGGUUCACAGAACUUCUCACCCAGGCACGGGAGACCAGGCUCCAGGCAGCGAUAGGGAGGCUGAGGCUGCGGCUGCUGAAGAAGAAACUGAAGAGGAGCUGGAGCCCAGGCUCCCCAUGGACAAGGCCCCCCAAGAGAUGCUCAGCAAGGCUGAGGAACCUGAUUCUCCCUCACCGUAUGUCCCCCUAAAGACUUCAGAGCAUGAGGAAGAGCCCCAGGCCCAGGAAGGGGCCCCACAGGUCUACGCGGUGGAGGCGGACCCGGAGCCCAAGCCGCGGUCGCGGGGAGAGGAGCCACCGCCUACUACAGCCCAGACCCAGGCGGCGCCAGAGAUCCUGGAGAACGGAGAGGAGGCUCCGGGGCCCGGCCCCUCACUCGACCGCAUGCUCAGCAGCAGCUCCUCCGUGUCCAGCCUCAACUCCUCCACGCUGAGCGGCAGCCAGUUGAGCCUGUCCGGGGAGGCGGAGGCGGGCGCCGUGCAGGUGUGCGGCUCUGUGCACUUCGCGCUGCGCUACGAGCCGGGCACCGCGGAGCUGCGCGUGCAUGUGAUCCAGUGCCAGGGCCUGGCGGCCGCGCGACGCCGCCGCUCGGACCCCUACGUCAAAAGCUACCUCCUCCCGGAUAAGCAGAGCAAACGCAAGACGGCGGUGAAGAAAAGAAAUCUGAACCCGGUCUUCAAUGAGACUCUGCGGUACUCCGUCCCGCAGGCCGAGCUCCGGGGCCGUGUGCUGAGCCUAUCCGUGUGGCACCGCGAAAGCCUUGGUCGCAACAUCUUUCUGGGCGAAGUCGAAGUGCCUCUGGACACGUGGGACUGGGGCUCUGCAUCCACCUGGCUCCCCCUACAGCCCCGGGUCCCGCCCUCUCCCGACGACCUUCCCAGCCGCGGGCUGCUCUCUCUGUCGGUCAAGUACGUCCCCGCCGGCUCCGAGGGCGCGGGACUGCCCCCCAGCGGGGAGCUGCACUUCUGGGUGAAGGAAGCUCAGGGCCUCGUGCCGCAGCGCUCAGGAACCCUGGAUUCCUACGUACAAUGUUCAGUGCUGCCUGAUGACAGCCGGGCCAGCCGCCAAAGGACAAGGGUGGUGCGACGCAGCCUCAGCCCUGUGUUCAACCAUACCAUGGUUUAUGAUGGCUUCGGGCCUGCUGACCUGCGCCAGGCCUGUGCUGAGCUCUCUCUCUGGGACCAUGGGGCCCUGGCCAGCCGCCAGCUGGGGGGUACACGCCUCAGCCUGGGCACAGGCAGCAGCUAUGGGCUGCAGGUGCCCUGGAUGGAUUCCACACCAGAGGAGAAGCAGCUGUGGCAGACACUCCUGGAGCGACCAUGCGAGUGGGUGGAUGGCCUUCUGCCACUCAGAACCAACCUGGUCCCCAGGACAUAG